This is a messenger RNA of Lobosporangium transversale, 3071 nucleotides long. RefSeq lists its product as hypothetical. Gene Ontology annotation, biological process: protein deubiquitination. Lineage: Eukaryota; Fungi; Mortierellomycota; Mortierellomycetes; Mortierellales; Mortierellaceae. Gene Ontology annotation, molecular function: cysteine-type endopeptidase activity; cysteine-type deubiquitinase activity. The coding region runs from base 261 to 2636 and encodes 791 amino acids. The transcript is spliced from 7 exons. The record is from RefSeq and is a predicted model, not a curated record. Gene Ontology annotation, cellular component: nucleus; cytosol.
CUUAGCUGUUCCUUUACUCCUAUGCAUCUGUCCAUUCGGUUGUCCACAUUCAAGUACACCCAUCCACACAAAAGCACUUAAUCUUAGUGCAUCCUUCUCUAUCUGCUCCCUUCCUCCCUCUCUCCCUUCCUUCCUUCCUUCCUCCCUUUUUUUUAAACGAAUCUCGUCUUCGAAUUUUUCGUCCCUUAUACUUUUCUUCUCUUUCAUACUUUUCUUCUCUUUCAUACUUUUCUUCUCUUUCAUACUUUUCACUUUUCGAUAUGGUUGCAUUGGCUGUAGACUCUCAGCUUUUGCGCAAAGCCAAUUCGACAUUCCAUGCCAGACGUAUUCAAUUCAAGGAGUCGACGCGACUAGACCUUAAGCAAGAGCGUUUGAAAAAGAAGUAUAGACCUGUCAAUGCUCCUGCUGACAAACCUACGGUUAACAAAACUGUUUCCUCCAGCGAUGCUUCUGCUGCGACUGCCGUAUCUUACUCUGGUGGCUCUGCAUCAAGUAUUGCUACAGAGGACUCUAAUGGCUUCAGACUACCUGCCAAGGUCCUUUAUAGCAAAGAUAAAGUUCAGCUGGCCUGGCCACAACCACGACCAAUCGGGCCUGGAUUGAAUAACCUCGGAAACACUUGCUUCCUCAACUCGGUCCUUCAGUGUCUGACCUAUACUGCCCCUUUGGCCAACUAUCUGCUGUCAAAUCAGCAUAGCGACUCAUGCAAAACGACCAAUUUUUGUAUGAUGUGUGUGCUUGAGAAGCAUGUGUCACGUUGUUUCUCUCAUAAUAUGAACGAAGCGAUUGCUCCAAAAGUUAUCGUAGGACGUCUCAGGAAUAUUGGAAAGCAGUUCAGAAUCGGACGUCAAGAGGAUUCCCAUGAAUUUGCAAGAUGUUUGAUUGACGCACUUCAAAAGAGUUGCUUGGUGGGCUAUGACAGUAAAUUAGACAAUCGGGUUAAGGAAACAACUAUCAUUCAUCAAAUCUUUGGCGGUUAUUUCCAGAGCCAGGUCAAGUGUCUGAAAUGUGGUUAUGAAUCCAAUACCUUUGAGACCUACCUUGAUGUUAGCUUGGAUAUUCGAGGCUCAGAAAGUGUACAAAAGGCGCUUCGUGAUUAUACAAAGCCAGAAAUUUUGUCAAAGAGCAAUCAAUAUAAAUGUGACAAAUGUAAAACACUUGUGGAUGCACGAAAGCAAAUGACCAUUUACGACGCUCCAAAGAUUCUUUGUGUCCAUUUAAAGAGAUUCACAUAUACAGGACAAAAAAUCAACAGGCACAUCAGCUUUGAAACGAACUUGGAACUCAAUUCGGUCAUGAGCACCAAUAAGAAACACCCUGAUCUCUCUUACAGUCUGUAUGCGGUGCUUGUCCAUGUAGGGGGAUCAUGCUAUAGUGGUCAUUAUUAUUGCUACGUGAAGAGUUCCAAUGGUAUAUGGUAUUCUAUGAACGAUUCUCAUGUGAGCGUGGUUAGCCUCCAAAGUGUCUUAAACCAGAAUGCCUAUAUGCUCUUCUAUACCCAAGACAAGAAGGCUACAAGCAGAGUAGCUACAACUACAGUGAACGGUAUGAGCCCCAAUGGACCAGCAGUCAAACACACCAAGACCAGUUUGGUUCAAAUGAAGAGGCCUCGGAUAGAGGAAGAUGAUCUUGGAGACAAGGUGGAUCGUUCAACAUUACCCCCAAAGGAGAAGCGUGUAAAAUAUAUGGAAUCAGCACCAUUAAGCGAUCCACAGGGACAGUCCAAAGAAGAAAGAAGGAGAUCGAAAAAGGAGCGUAAGAGAGCUAAAAAGCUGGAGACACUCAUGGCGUCAAAAUCAGAGAUGAAUGACUACGAACUCGCUACGUCGACUGGAUCUACUUCAACUUCUAAAGCAAUUUCAUCAAUGGGAGCACCCUUGCCUUCAGGAUCUCAAACAAUAUUUGGAGUAUCUAUGGCCAAUGGAGCUGGGUCCUCCAGAAGUCAAAGCCCUCUUGCUGAUCUUGACACUAUCUUCAAAGGAUCAACAGCCAAGUCGUCAUUGAAGCCCACAGCUAUUUCUAUCCCUACCAAACCCCAUUCAGACUGGAAGAUCACCGAUGGGGCUAUGAAGUCUCCGGUUGCGGAAGAGCUUCGUCAGAUGAAACUUCAUGAGCAAAAGAAGAAGGAAGACAAGGAGAGCGAUCUAAACAACGACAGGGACAAGUCAGCAGACGAGGUGGAGCAGGAUGGCUGGAUAGUCAAGUCUAAGGCGGCUAUGGAAGCCGUUGUGGUGUCUCAUGAUGAAUCAUCAGUUUCGAAGAAAGAGAAACUACAGGCUCUGAUUGAGCGUGAGUCCAAGUUUAGGAGUGCAGAAGUUAAGGAGGCUAUUCUAAGUGAGCAAAAACACAUGCUCGGAAGUAAGAUCUCGACAUGGGACGAGCCCAGCUUAGAGUUGACUAAGGCUCGUGAGGAUAUUUUGCGUACAUUGAAGCCGAAACACCAUCGACCUGAUGCCUAUGAUGUCGAGUAUGAUCGUGGAAAAGUGAAAAAAGUCAAGAAUAAGAACAAAGGCUUGUUGGCCAUCGGAGCCAAUCCCAAGAAUAAGUUUCAAUUUGAGCAGGAUGUCCGAAAUCUUGUUAAGCCCAAGUUUUCAAAGAACAAGAAUAACAGCAAGCGGGUGCCUAAUGCUCUUUAAUUUUUUUUUUUUUCCUUUUCUUUUAAAAAAAAUGUGAUGCUUGUAGUUUUUUUUCUGUAUUUGAUCUUCUACAUUCAUUGUUCUUUUUUAUUAUUUUAUUUUAUUUCAUCGUACAUUAGUUAUUUUUAUUGCUCCAUUGCAUAGAUUUCACAUUUAAUAGACUGCAAAGCCGCACAGACUAUUUGUGAAUCCGAUGCUCAUUUUGUACUUUACAAAGUUAAGGUUUUAUUACGCCCCAGAACCACAAUUUUUUUUUUCCCACGCAUUCCCUGUAACAUAUCGGUGGCCAACUAUCGUUCUUCUGAAAAUGCCAACCAUCUAGGAAAUUAUACACAUAAGAAAAAAAGUCAAUUCAUUUUUACUGCUUGGCAUGUUGCUUAACGAGAUCGUCGUGCGGCACAAUGUGGCUAAAUGCAGGCUAUACAUUAUUCAAAG